Saprolegnia diclina VS20 is the source of this 1581-nucleotide messenger RNA. RefSeq lists its product as hypothetical. The transcript has 2 exons. Bases 1 to 1581 code for a protein of 526 amino acids. The record is from RefSeq and is a predicted model, not a curated record. Lineage: Eukaryota; Oomycota; Saprolegniomycetes; Saprolegniales; Saprolegniaceae.
AUGUCCCAGACGACGCGGGUGCAGCCCUUUGCUGUGGGCCCGUCGCUGCCUGCGCCGAGUACGCUGCCCUGUCGCGUCGUCCUCAACAAGCGAUCCCUGUGCACAAGCUUGCUCCUCGUCUUCAACCUCGCCGUCAUGCCACUCAAAGCCUACGUCUCGGAAUCGUUUCCGUGGCACGACCGGUCCGACGUCUGGGACUACGUUGCCAACUGCAGUGCGAGCCACGAGUUGUGCCAUGCCGGGUGGGCGACGUACUUUGCAGCGCGCCAGCCCGCAUUCGGCGUCGCAUUCGGUGAAGACUUUGACGUGAUCCAGGAAAACAUCACGAUCGCACCCGGUGUGCGCAACAUCUCGGAAGCACCGCUCGUCCACUUGACGUACGCGGCCUUUCAGACCUCGGCCCAGCGCGCGUAUGUCUUGGCCGUGCUCGCCAACCGCGCGCCGCUCGCCAACUUUACGUUUAUUAGCACCGGCCGCCUCCUUGGCGUGCCCACGUCCUACUCGGUCUCGUGGGGCGAGAACACGACGGACGUCUCGUGCAUUUGGAUCGGGUUCCACACGCCAACGUACACGACGGCGUGGCUGUGUGCCAAGUUUCUUAGCCGCUGUCUCUUGACAUUGUACAUUUUGUACUGUGUGUAUGCCCAUUACUACCGCCAGUAUGCUGUCUUGUACAGCAAUCUCGAGCAGUUUGGGCUACCGACCACGCAAGCCCGCGUCUAUGAGCUCGUCCUUGGCGACCCGACAAGUAUCAUUCUUCUCAAUCCGUGGAUCGCGACGGCGUUCGUGCUGGACUUUUGGCUCAGUACCGAGUACGUCUCGCGCGCCUUCUUGCGCAUCUCGCAGACCGACAACGCGCUCAUUUUUAUCAUUGCGUGCUUCUACCUCUCGCGCACUGUCUGGUUUGCCUACGGUGCGCUCUCGCUCACGUCGCUUUUGCUCAAGCGGCUUGGCAAAGAAGACGCGUUUGUCGAAGUCGACCCGAGCAUGACCGCCAUGGGCGUCGCUCUCGUCGCGGGUCCCUUUACCUUCCUCCAGUUCCGUCUCCUCAUCUUCAUCGAUUUGUACCAUUUCCUCUUCAGCUGUCUCCUCAACGCCGAGCAGCAAGCGCGCGGCCUUGAGAUUUCACUCGCAGCGUUUGUCUACACGAUGCUUCUCGGUCAGCUUCCGCUUCUCUUUGGCUUUGGCCUCGCGUCGUGGCGCCGCGCUAAGCGGAAGCGCGCCUUUGCCUCGGCCUCGUUCAACGACUGGAAACACCGCUUUUGUAUGUGGCUGGCCAUGGCCCGCGGCACCGAUGUCGUGUGCGGCGGCUCCAUCUACGCGCUCUUUGCACACCGAAAACGCUGCAAGAAGAACGUGUGCAUGAGCCAGCGCGGUGCCGACUGCUUUGUGUUCUAUCAAGAUGACGACGGCCGACGCACGAGUGCCCGCCUCAGCUUGCUGCGGUGCGUCGACUUGCGGCACGUCAUGUCCGUGACCCAAGUCCACAGCGUCGCUGUCGGCACCGUCCUCAACACCAACGAGAGCAGUCAAGGGGUCCGGAUUACUGUGGGAGCCAACAGUUGCCCGUGGCUCUUGUAG